Terrapene triunguis (Three-toed box turtle) is the source of this 714-nucleotide messenger RNA. It is a transcript of the gene KCNE1, whose product is annotated as potassium voltage-gated channel subfamily E regulatory subunit 1. Gene Ontology annotation, biological process: regulation of ventricular cardiac muscle cell membrane repolarization; potassium ion export across plasma membrane; ventricular cardiac muscle cell action potential. Lineage: Eukaryota; Metazoa; Chordata; Testudines; Emydidae. The transcript has 2 exons. Gene Ontology annotation, molecular function: delayed rectifier potassium channel activity; transmembrane transporter binding; potassium channel regulator activity. Bases 104 to 484 code for a protein of 126 amino acids. Gene Ontology annotation, cellular component: membrane. The record is from RefSeq and is a predicted model, not a curated record.
CAACAGCUGUGAAAUGUGAAUGUAUUUUAGCCUGCUGAGCUCAAGUUACCAAGACGUAAUUUUCUAAAUCACCACUUCAGAAAAGAAAGAGUGACGGAAGAAGAUGGCAACGCUGUCUAAUGAUACAGCACUGAAUUCACUCCUCUCCAAAGUAUUACAAGAAUAUGUAGACCGGACAAAUAACUCUGCAUCUUCUCAGGCUGGAAAACCCAGUGACAAUCUGGAAAUCAUCUAUGUGCUCUUGUUGCUUGGUUUCUUUGGCUUUUUCACAUUUGGAAUAAUGCUUAGCAACAUCCGCUCCAAAAAGCUUGAGCACUCAAAUGACCCAUACAAUGUGUACAUUGAAACAGAUAUUUGGCAUAAGCUGGAUGAGGCAAAUUUUCAUGCAAAAAUUGUGGGAAGUUAUAAAUCGUGCUGUGUGUUUGAGAACCAGCUUGCUGUGGAGCAACCUAUUAAUCAGAUUCCUCAGGUGAAGUCUUCAUAGAGAAAUGGGAGAAAAGAUGGUCUGUUAACUUUACAGGUAUAGAGCCAGAUCUUCACCUGGUACAAAUGGAAGUAGCUCAUGGCCCAUCGGUGCAAAAUAAUUUUGCAUGUAGAACAAAAAAUCUCUUUCUGCAUAGCAUCUACCAUGAUGUGGUAGCACUGCAUUUCAUACACUCCUUGUUCCAUGAAAUUGGACAAUUGUGCUGCAAAGCUUUCAACCUUGAAUAUCAG